Colletotrichum lupini is the source of this 1317-nucleotide messenger RNA. RefSeq lists its product as uncharacterized. The record is from RefSeq and is a predicted model, not a curated record. The transcript has 2 exons. The coding region runs from base 1 to 1317 and encodes 438 amino acids. NCBI's taxonomy places the organism in Eukaryota, Fungi, Ascomycota, Sordariomycetes, Glomerellales, Glomerellaceae.
AUGACGCCUGAUACCGAUGUGACGCCUGCUUACAUUACGGAGUUCAUGGAGUCCAACGCCAGAUACUUCCCAGACUCUUAUGUCAUCUGUCACGACUAUACCGACGUAAAUAACAUCUCGUCAUUCCCGCUGGAAGUCAAGGACUUCAACCAUAACCCAUGCUACUAUUAUGACUUCUGCAGUUGCCCCGAAAUGAGGUCACAACCAGAUAUUGCGGGAAUCGGCGUGUUGUUUGCAUUCUCAACUGCUGCUUUCCUCACUCUCUGUUUAUCAAUAUUUUGCCUCAUCGUAGGCCGUACAAACGAAGAAAGACAGACUUUCAAUCCGGUCGACAGAUUUGUUCGCAAAUAUAUGUCAGAGCCUCUUCGCCAUUUCAUGCGUCGGAUGGGCUCUAGUCCUGACUUGCAAUCUCUCAUUGCCCACGACCUCGUCAACACUUUCAGCGACCUUCAGCUUGUGACAGGCCUAGCAAUCUUAGUUGCUGGUGUCAAAGAGCUAGCCGACGGUACGAUUUCGGUUUACCAUUUUUUUAUCAUCACUGAUCUCGCAUGGUUCUGCACCAACUCCCACUGGCUAUCGCUAGCAGUCACUCGGAGUAUGAGAGAUAGCGUGAAGAGGACGCACCCACAUCGCCACAAUCGCGAGCAAACCGAACUCGCCGCUCGUUUAGCCCGCGCCUUACGCAUUCUGUUCAUGGCCUCCACAUUUGCGCUCCUUAUGUUCGCAUUCUGGGCUACUGGAUUUGGAAAAGCCUUUGCCUACUUCAUUUUGAAUUGCCCGAUAAAGUGUACCACGGACGAGCCAAGAGAGGGAAAACCUUACUUAUUGGUGGUAAUCAAUAUGGUAUUGAUGACGUACUUUUACACAGCACAGACAUUCCUCACUUGGCGGACUGGUCGUAUCUUCUGGAUGGACCGCGUUAGAGCGUCCGUUGUCGACACGCAAGGCCAAUCGGUCAACGUCCUGAAUCCAGAGAUAGUCUUCAAGCGAUGGACGGAAAGCAAAGUUUUGAAAGUACUGAAAAAGUUGCUUCUGGCUAUGUGGUACUUUGUUGCGUCAGAAACUGGAAACUUGCUUGGACUGACCGUCUAUUUCGGAUUCGGGGUGUGGUCCCUUAUCGACGAUCGAAACAUGGCACAUGCAACGCUGGGAAAGGCGACCGAAGCAGAAGAUGAGAUCGUGUUUAGUCAGCUCGUACCGAUCUUCUUAAUCAUCAUCCCGUUCAUGGGGCUCUUUGAGUCUUAUGCUAGGCAUUCGAAGGCAAUCAAGGAGGCUGAAGCCAAGGAGGUGGGAAGCUGUACAUCGGAGGGAUCUUGA